Messenger RNA from Notothenia coriiceps (black rockcod), 534 nucleotides. RefSeq names its product olfactory receptor 5B17-like. The transcript has a single exon. Lineage: Eukaryota; Metazoa; Chordata; Actinopteri; Perciformes; Nototheniidae. The record is from RefSeq and is a predicted model, not a curated record. The annotation marks the transcript as partial. Gene Ontology annotation, biological process: detection of chemical stimulus involved in sensory perception of smell; G protein-coupled receptor signaling pathway. Gene Ontology annotation, cellular component: membrane. Gene Ontology annotation, molecular function: odorant binding; olfactory receptor activity.
AUGGAGAACCAAACUUUAGAUUUGGAUGUUCUAAUUGUGGAGGGGUUAAAGGUCACGCCUCAGUCCUCCGUCCCUGCCUUCAUCCUCCUCCUCAUCAUCUACAUCUUCAUCAUGGUGUCCAACAUCGGCCUGGUGGUUCUGAUCAGCAUGGAGCGCAGCCUGCACCAGCCCAUGUACCUGCUGUUCUGCAACAUGAGCAUUAACGAUGUGUUCGGGGCCUCCACCAUCAUCCCGAGGAUCCUGAGUGACGUCUUCAUCCCCAUGUCUCAGCGCUUCAUGUCCUAUGAUGAGUGCGUCCUCCAGGCCUUCUGUGCUCACCUCCAUGCAUGCAUCGCUCACACCGUGCUGAUCAUCAUGGCGUUCGAUCGCUACGUGGCCAUCUGCAACCCUCUGCGCUACGCAGCCAUCAUGACCCACAGGAUGGUGCUGGGUCUGUCGGUGUGGGCGUGGUCGAUCUCCUUCCUGCUGGUGGGGAUCCUCAUCGGCCUCAGUGUGCGUCUGUCUCGCUGCAGGUGGUUCAAUGAUCAAAGAUGG